AUGCAGGAUUUUAUCGGCUCCGUUCGUCGAUCCCUAGUGUUCAAACCCUCGGCCGGCGGCGGUGGAAAUGAAGAUGGUGUUGGUGGUGGUUCUUUCGGUGGCUUUGUUGAAAAGAUCGGUUCAAGCAUUCGUAAAUCAAAAAUGGGACUUUUCACUAAGUCGUCCAUUCAGGCACUACCUUCUCCGAUUGACAAAAGCAGAGCGGUGGGGAAGAAGAAAAAAGACGAGGGCGGUUCCCAGAUCCGAUGGCGGAAAGGAGAAUUAAUUGGUUGUGGAGCGUUUGGUAGGGUUUAUAUGGGGAUGAAUCUUGACUCAGGGGAGUUACUUGCUGUCAAGCAGGUUUCUGUGGUUGUAAAUACUGCUUCAAAGGACAAAACUCAGGCUCAUAUCCGAGAGCUCGAAGAAGAGGUGAAGCUAUUAAAGAAUCUUUCGCAUCCAAACAUUGUUAGGUACCUAGGAACUGCUAGAGAGGAGGAGUCGUUGAAUAUCUUCCUGGAAUUUGUUCCUGGUGGAUCCAUCUCGUCGCUCCUCGGAAAAUUUGGUUCCUUCCCUGAAUCUGUGCUACGGAUGUACACAAAGCAACUAUUGGUGGGGCUGGAGUAUCUCCAUAAAAAUGGUAUCAUGCACAGGGACAUUAAGGGAGCAAAUAUUCUUGUUGAUAAUAAAGGCCGAAUCAAACUUGCAGAUUUUGGUGCCUCCAAGAAAGUUGUAGAGCUGGCUACAAUGACUGGUGCCAAGUCAAUGAAGGGUACCCCGUAUUGGAUGGCUCCUGAAGUUAUACUCCAGACUGGCCAUAGCUUCUCUGCUGAUAUAUGGAGUGUCGGAUGUACUGUAAUCGAGAUGGCAACUGGAAAGCCUCCUUGGAGCCAACAGUAUCAGGAGGUUGCUGCUCUCUUUCAUAUAGGAACAACAAAAGCUCAUCCACCUAUACCAGACCAUCUUUCUGCUGAGGCAAAGGAUUUUCUGUUAAAAUGCCUCCAAAAGGAACCGAAUCUCAGGCCUAAUGCAUCAGAAUUGCUGCAGCAUCGUUUUGUUACUGGGGAGUAUGAGGAGACUCAUCCUGUCUUUCGCACAUCAGUUAUGGAAACCCCUGCCAAUAAAAUACCAACAUCUACGAAGGACCCUAGGAAUCCUGUUAGCCCGGAGAUGAAAACAAGCCGUGGUAUGGUGGAUGUUCAUGGUAUGAAUAGUGUGAGGUGCUCGACUAUAUACCCUGAGAAAUUUUCUCAAGGGCCCAUGUGGGGUUCAAAUAGAUACAAUGAUGACAUGUGUCAGAUGGAUGAUGACGAUCUCAUGGCUAGCACAUCUAUGAAGUUUGAUUCUACUUUACCUUCUCUUGAUGUCAAUAAGAGUUUUAAUCCCAUGAUUGAACCUGAUGAUGACUGGUCGUGCCAGUUUGAUGGAAGUCCAGAACUAAGCAAGAAUGCAGCUAACUUACGUCCAGAUCAAUUUUCUGAGACAACUGCAGAAACCCAUGGAGCAUUAGGCAAUGAAGAUAAUGGUUUCACCUUUCCAAGUGGGGCUUCAGGAAUGGAGGAGGAAGAAGAACUUACAGAAACAAAGAUAAUUGCAUUCCUGGACGAGAAGGCUUUAGAUCUGAAGAAGAUGCAAACGCCUCUAUAUGAAGAAUUUUACAACUCUUUGAAUGCAGCCGUUUGUCCCGUUGGGAGCGAAAACAAGGAAAACUUAUCCAACAACCUGAACUUACCUCCUAAAAGCAAAUCACCUAAUAGGCUGCUAAGAAAGAGGCUAUCUUCAGCUGUUAACAUUUCCUAUAUUGGUAGCGCUGGUAAUAAUUCUGAGCGCGUGUCACAUAUUGGUGGUGUAAAUGAUCGAAACCCACAAGAAUGUCGUUCACCUGAGCAUGGUCAGGUGAAAGAGAACAUUCAUGAUUCACAGCUAGAGGCCAUUAGUCCAAGCGCAAACUUCUCGGAUAUGCAAAGAAGAUGGAAGGAAGAACUCGCUGAAGAGCUUGAAAGAAAACGAGAGCUUAUGCGGCAAGCAGGCGUAGUAAAAACAUCGUCCCCGAAGGAUCGCAUGAUAAGUCGCCAAAAAGAACGAUUACGGUUUGCAUUUCCUGGCAAUUAACGAAAGAAUAUUUCUGCCUCUUUCCUUUACCAUACAUGAAACCGCCAUCUUGCUUGCUUGAGAUUGAGAGCAGGUAAGGGUUGUGAUUUAUUUUUGUUUUAGUUAUUGUUCAUUGUUAUGCUAAAGUUGUGUAUCUAGUUCUGUCUGGUGAAAAAGAUGUUACAUACGAGCAAGCACACCACCUUCUUUUGUAUUAAAUCCAUGUG
Cynara cardunculus var. scolymus (artichoke) is the source of this 2294-nucleotide messenger RNA. RefSeq names its product mitogen-activated protein kinase kinase kinase NPK1. Gene Ontology annotation, biological process: protein phosphorylation. The transcript is spliced from 17 exons. The record is from RefSeq and is a predicted model, not a curated record. The coding region runs from base 1 to 2088 and encodes 695 amino acids. NCBI's taxonomy places the organism in Eukaryota, Viridiplantae, Streptophyta, Magnoliopsida, Asterales, Asteraceae. Gene Ontology annotation, molecular function: protein kinase activity; ATP binding.